GGGGGGGUUCCCCCAGGGCUCUGGCACCCCCCUGCAGUGUGUGCCACCAGAGCUGCCUUGGGUCUCACUGGGGACUAGGGCUUCCAGAGAAAGCUCCUUUUGUUAGCAGUGUUCCAUGCAUCUGCCUGCCUGGCACCUGAGGAAUCUCACACUGUCCCUCAGUCUGGGAGAAACAAGAUUAUUUUCUUCCUAUUUUCAUCGUGUCUCCUAAUAGGAAAAACAGAUGCUUUCCUCCUUAGUGAACCUUGCUUGAGUCUCCUUUCUACAGUUCUCAGCCUUCCCCAAGUGAAAAAUUUAUUUAAUUUUGUUUCUUUACAGUUUUUCUUCUGUUCACAGGAUUUUGAGCUGAGUUCUUGUUGGUGUUGCAUCUCUUCCCAAAUCAGUGAACUCGACUCAUUUGAUGUACAGUGGGCUUGCAAAGCAGCCCAGGGAUAGGUUAAGGGGAGGCAGAAUACACUAUCUUGGCAAACUCAUAAAGAUUUGCACAGUCCUAAGAUUUUAAUGAAUAAUUACUUUUUUUUUGAAGGAUACAGGUUUGUAUUUCGCUACUAGUUAAAUUCUGGUUGUGAGGAUUUAAAUUUAAUAUUUUUUUUGGACUCUUGCCUGUGGCAGGAGUGCUUUCUGGCAUCUGAGUUAGAGGCUUUACUGGUGCUUGGCUGUUUAAUUACCGAAAACAACAGGACAACUGUAAAAUUUUAAUAAAUAUGGGCUUGCCAGGUAUUUCAUAUUUUUGGUAAAAGCAUGUAGGAUCUUGUCUACAUCAGGGAGUUAUUGCAGGAUGGGGCAGGGUGUGAAUGUGAAGCACUUUUCCCCUUGCAUAGACAAGUCUUUAAUUUUUCUUCAAGAGCAGACUCUGGGAUGUUCCACGUAUUCCACGCUCUUGUCCCUGGUUUGAGCUCUGCAGUGGACUUGUCACUGACAAGGAAUUACACCUAAGCAUGUGUCUGGUUUGUGUGAAUGAUGUCACUGGGUUUGGGGUCUGUGUGUGUAAAGAGACCACGUGUGCCAGGCCGGGGCCGAGGGAGGCUUGUGUGUGAGCCCGCUGGGACAGGGCUGCCUGUCAGGAACGUGCAGGCAGCUCCUUUUGGUGCUGUGACAAGGCCUCUCGAUGCCAUUGCAGCGUACCUUAAAAUGAGAAGUGCUUCAAGGGAAAAGGAGUUGGAAGAACAUGGGUGUUAGGAUUUCCUUGCAGUUUACACUACAGAAGAGUGCCUGAGUCUUGUCCAUAAAACAACACAAUCAGGUAAUUAAAACCAGAAGGUUUACAUUUCACGAGAGACAGAAAAAGGCAGCAUCCCAGGAUUUGAGGUGGGAAGCAGGGAGGGAACUAUUUCUGUUUUGCCACAUUCCGAUGGGUGAGAUUUCAGGAAAUAGCUGAGCCAGUGUAACAGUUUGUUGUGAUUCAGAGGAGCGGUUUUCCUUUGCUCUGUACCUGCUGUGAGACCCUGCUCUUUUCCCGUGUCACCUCUGCUCCUCUGGCUCUGCAGUGCAGGUCGGUGAGCACAGGGAGGAUGAAUCGUGGCUGGCACAAGGCUGCAGGAGCUGCAGGAGCUGCAGGAGCUGCAGGAGCUGCAGGAGCUGCAGGAGCUGCAGGAGCUGCAGGAGCUGCAGGAGCUGCAGGAGCUGCAGGAGCAGGCUGACCCUGCUACCAUGCUGUAAAGGCUGCACCAGUAUGACCUUGAGCCAACUGGGCUUUGCUCCUCCUGAGCGCAAUGGAAAUAAGGUUGUUACCCGCCCUGCAGGCUGCGGGGAGCUGGCAUGUGUUGUGAGAUGCUCUGAGGUUGAAGAGCAGUAUAUAUAAAUACCCAGCAUACCUCCUGGAUUAUGUAACUCGAGUGUCUGGUCUCUAGGCAUCCUCAAAAAUGUUAAUGUUUAAUUCCAAAGUUUGCUCAUUUAUUUUAUCCACAAAGAUUUUACUGCUUUAUACCCUUCUUUUUGUGUGUGUGUAGCCAUGCUAAUGUGUCCCGGACAGUCUGGUAUGUUUGAGCCUUGUGUUCCUUGUGUUCCUGCUGCUCAUUCCCACAUUUUAGGUAGGGUCACGUAGAUGCUGUAUUUGCUCUUUUUUUUUUUUUGUGGGGAUGGUGUGGCAAGGGGCACUGUCACAGUAUAUUAACACUAUCUUAUCCCAGACCAGCAGGGGAUGUGUUUGUUAACAGAUCUAACAGAUCCAUUUGGACAGCUGCAUUCUCUGAAGGAAAUAACUCUGCAUUGUAUCUUUGAUACAGGUUUCCAGCAUUUUCUUGUGUGACUUGCCCUGCUUGAGCAGGGAGCUGGACCAGAUGACCUCCAGAGGUCCUUUCCAACCUCAGCCAUUCCAUGACUCUGCCCUAAUCAAAGAAGUCCUAAUGAGUGUUUUCUCUCUAUCACUGUGGGCACCUCAAGCUGCUGUUGCACACAGACCACUCUACCUCUAGUAACUAAGGCUAAAGAUAGUGAUCCUAAUGAAGAAAACAUCAGCAUCAAUUGGACACCAGAGCAGUAUAUUUUAAAAGUCACAUUAAAACAUGCAAAAGCGCUCACCUCGUAAUAGAUGUGUUCAUCUCUAUUUUUAGGCCUUUGAAGCAGGAAGUAGGUAACAUGUCCCUUGUGUACAGAUUUUGGAUGGAGCUCUGCAUUUGAUUCCUGGCAAAAGUGACUGGCUGUGAUUCCCAGCCAUUUCAAAUCAGGAGCAACAUUUAAAAUGUUAAAGGCAGUUCUAAAAAAGAGCCGAGAGGGUGGAAAAGGGACCAAGAAAGAUCCAGCAGGUGACUGCUGCCCAGAGAAUGCCUCGCAGGCCGUAGCCACAUCUGGCCACAAUGCAGCUUUGCCCCCUGGGGAGCAGCCAGGCCCCGAGGACACCUACAGAAUGAACGUGGCCAAGGGAGUGUCCAUGUCCCUGCCCUCCUCGCCCCUGCUGCCACGCCAGGCCUACCUCCUGCAGGCCAGGGCAAACAAGAAGUCUCCAGGUCCGGUCAGGAAGCCCAAGUAUGUGGAAAGUCCGCGCGUGCCCGGAGAGGCGGCUGUGCCCCCGCGGAAGGGCCCGGAGCCAGGAGAGCCCAGCCCCGGCGCAAAGCCUGACAAAGACUCGAGCUGUUCUCCUGCAGCACAAGAAUUGAUGACAAGAUUGGGUUUUUUACUGGGGGAAGGGAUUCCAACUUCUGCUCACAUGGAAGAGAAAAACGAAGUUAUGUGUGCAGUCCCCAGCCGAGGAGUGAGUCCCUGUUCCACCCUGACCAGCAGCACAACAUCACCCAGCACCGACAGCCCCUGCUCCACCCUCAACAGCUGCGCCGGCAAAGCGGCGGCCAAGGGCAGCCCCUGCGGCACCAUGAGCACCCCCAGCUCCACCCUGGAGAGCAAGGACAGUGGCAUCAUAGCCACUAUAACCAGUUCAUCAGAAAAUGAUGAUCGUAGUGGAUCCAGUUUGGAAUGGAGCAAGGAUGGGAGUCUCAGAGCUGGAAAACAUCAUGGCAUCAGUCGUGAUCGAAGGACAGAUAAUUGUUCACCAGUUGCAGAAGAGGAGGCCAUUGGAUCUGCUGAGAAUUUGCCCAAAGAAGUACCAACAGGAGAGGGUCCCCUUCCUUACGCUCAGAGUUCUGGCUCUUUAAUAAUGCCUCGUCCAAACUCCGUUGCAGCAACAAGUUCGACCAAACUGGAGGAUCUGAGCUACUUGGACGGGCAGAGGAGCACUCCCCUGCGCACCUCCAUUCGCCUGCCCUGGCACGGCGCGGCCGGCGGGAGAGCGCAGCACCAAGCUCGUUUCAUCCCCUACAAGCCCCAGGACAUUUUGCUGAAGCCGCUGCUGUUCGAGGUGCCGAGCAUAACCACAGACUCGGUGUUUGUUGGAAGAGAGUGGCUGUUCCAGGCCAUUGAAGAAAAGCUGCAGAGUCCUGACCCAGCAGGGAACAGGGGAGUGGUCAUCACUGGAAAUGUGGGAUUUGGGAAGACUGCCGUCAUCUCACGGCUGGUGGCACUCAGCUGCCAUGGAAGUCGCAUGAGACAAAUAGCUUCCAACAGCCCUAAUUCAUCCCCCAAAAGUGGUGACUCCUGCCAGGAGAUUCCCUUAAGCCAGUUACCCCCAUGUGCCCCUCCAGCAGGUGACACCAGUACAAGUGACAUUAAGGUCAAGACUCUGACUUGUCCUGCUGCUCCUGAAUACAAAACUCAGGCGGGAGAUGCCGUGAGGCGCCUUGCUUCCAAGGUGGUGGCUUAUCACUACUGCCAGGCUGACAACACGUACACGUGCCUGGUACCCGAGUUCGUGCACAGCGUGGCCGCGCUGCUGUGCCGCUGCCAGCAGCUGGCAGCCUUCCGGGAGCUGCUGGGCAGGGAGCCCCAGCUGCAGAGCCUGCUGAGCCUGCGCUCCUGCGUGCAGGACCCUGCCACGGCCUUCAGGAGGGGCGUGCUGGAGCCACUCACACACCUCAGGAAAGAGCAGAAGAUUCCUGAGGAAGACUACAUAAUUUUGGUAGAUGGUUUAAAUGAUGCUGAAUUUCAUAAGCCUGAUUAUGGUGACACAAUUUCUUCAUUUAUCACAAGUGUAAUCUGUAAGUUUCCUCCCUGGCUGAAGCUCAUUGUGACUGUAAGAACUAACUUCCAGGAAGUAGUAAGUUCACUACCAUUUAUUGCAAUAUCCCUGGACAAUUUUCCAGACAACAAGGAAAUUCACAAUGAUUUGAAUGCUUACAUUCAGUACAGAAUUAAUAGCAGCCAGGAAAUCAUAAACAACAUAUCUUUAAAUGGAAAAGCUGAUGCAGCUACUAUUGGGAAAGUGAGUAACCACCUGAUCAUGAGAAGCCUGGGAUCUUAUCUCUAUUUGAAACUCACUCUGGAUCUUUUCCAAAAGGGUCACUUAGUAAUCAAAAGUGCAAGCUACAAGGUUGUUCCUGUGUCUCUGUCAGAGCUGUACUUACUGCAGUGCAAUAUGAAGUUCAUGACAAACUCUGCUUUUGAGCGAGCCCAGCCCAUACUCAAUGUGGCACUGGCAUCCCUGCAUCCCAUGACAGAUGACCAGAUUUUCCAGGCUAUUAAUGCGGGACAGAUAAAUGGGGAACACCAGUGGGAAGACUUCAGCCAGAGGAUGGAAGCCCUUUCGUGUUUUCUGAUCAAAAGACGUGACAAAACACGCAUGUUCUGCCAUCCUUCCUUCAGGGAAUGGCUUGUCUGGAGAGCAGAUGGUGAAAAUACUGACUUCUUAUGUGAGCCAAGGAAUGGACAUGCCCUACUGGCUUUCAUGUUUUCUCGACAAGAGGGAAAGUUAAAUCGCCAACAAACUAUGGAACUUGGUCAUCACAUCCUUAAAGCUCACAUUUUUAAGGGUCUGAGUAAAAGGACCGGAAUUUCUUCCAGUCAUCUCCAAGCCCUGUGGAUUGGUUAUAGUACUGAUGGACUGUCCACAGCCCUGGCUUCUCUAAGAAACAUCUACACACCCAAUGUGAAGGUGAGUCGGCUGCUGAUUUUGGCAGGAGCAAAUGUGAAUUACAGGACUGAAGUACUGAAUAAUGCUCCAGUGCUGUGUGUUCAGUCGCACCUUGGGCAUGAAGAAGUGGUCACUCUUCUACUAGAAUUUGGAGCUGCUAUUGAUGGAACUUCAGAAAAUGGGAUGACAGCCCUGAGUUACGCAGCCGCUGCCGGUCACAUGAACAUCGUGUCACUGCUGUGUAAAAGAGGUGCAAAGGCCGACUGUGCAGACAAGAAGGGCCAGUGUGCCUUGGUCCAUAGUGCCCUGAGAGGGCACCGUGGCAUCCUGGAGUACCUGCUGGGGCUGGUGUGGGUGGCUCCGUGCCGGGAGCAGGACGCGCUGCGGAAGCGCCAGGCACUGCACCAGGCACUGACGGCUGCUGCCAGCAUGGGGCACUGCCAGGUGGUUCACUACAUCCUGACAGUUGAAAAGGACCAUGACAUGGAUAUCAAUGACACUGAUGCCUUGUGGGGAGAAACAGCCCUCACAGCUGCUGCAGGCCGAGGGAAGCUGGACGUGUGCGAGUUCCUCCUGGGGCGCGGGGCGGCCGUGACGAGAGCCAACAGGAGGGGGGUGCCCCCGCUGCUCUGCGCCGUCCGGCAGGGCCACUGGCAGGUUGCUAAACUUCUAGUGGAGCAUGGGGCUGACGUGAAUUUAAGUGACAAGCAGGGCCGAACACCACUGAUGGUGGCUUCUUGUGAAGGACAUCUGAGCACUGUGGAAUUUCUGCUUUCUGAAGGUGCAGCUAUUUCCUCUCUGGACAAGGAAGGACUGACAGCUCUGAGCUGGGCAUGUCUGAAAGGCCACAGGGAAGUGGUUCAGUAUUUAGUAGAGAAAGGUGCAACAACUGAUCAGACAGACAAAAAUGGACGAACGCCCCUAGACUUGGCAGCGUUUUAUGGAGAUGCUGAUAUUGUGCAGUAUCUGGUGGAGAAAGGAGCAAUGAUAGAGCACGUGGAUCACAGUGGGAUGCGGCCGCUGGACAGAGCGAUCGGCUGCCGCAACACCUCAGUCGUGGUCACACUGCUGAGAAAAGGAGCCAAGCUGGGAAAUGCAGCCUGGGCUAUGGCCACCUCGAAACCCGAUAUCCUCCUGAUUCUGCUGCAGAAACUGAUGGAAGAAGGAAAUACACUGUACAAAAAAGGCAAGAUGAAGGAAGCAGCCCAGCGCUAUCAGUACGCCUUGAGGAAGUUCCCCAGGGAAGGCUUUGGAGAGGAAAUGAAAGCCUUCACUGAGCUGAGAGUUUCACUGUACCUGAACCUGUCACGAUGUCGCCGAAAAACAAAUGACUUUGGUAUGGCUGAAGAGUUUGCUACCAAAGCCUUGGAUCUGAAGCCCAGGUGUUACGAAGCCUAUUAUGCCAGAGCAAGAGCCAAGAGGAACAGCAGAAAGUUACUUGCUGCUCUUGCUGACCUACAUGAAGCCGCUCAGCUGUGUCCCAGCAAUCAGGAGAUAAAACGUCUCCUGGCUCGGGUGGAAGAGGAAUGCAAACAGUUGCAGAGAACACAGCAACAGAAACAUCAGUCUGCACAGCUACUGGAGCAAACCAACAACUCCGAUAAUGAGGAGGGUGUUGUAUCAGGCAUGAAGGAGAAUUUCAGUCCUCAAGACAGGGAGGAUGAACUGUCACACCCCGAUGAAUCUGUGUCCCCACCACAAAGGCUGCAAUGUUCCUCAGCUGCUUCCUCAUUCAGCAGGACCCUUCAGGAAGGUGUUCAGCAGAAGGCUCGGUCUGUGUCCCCUCAGAGCAGAACAAGCAGUAAGUACCUGAGAGAGCCAGGCUUGAUCAUGCAGCCAACAAAGCAGGCACAGAUUGUAAAAACUAAUCAGCACCUGAGCUCCAUCCAGCCUGGAUCUAAACCAGGAAGCAGUCAAGGUAAUACAAAGGCACAAUCAUCUUUGCAGCAUCAUCCCCUGAGUCCCUUGCCUGUCCCACACUCUAGAAGUCAGCAUUUGGAUGGGACAAGCACACUGUCAUCUGGAAGUGUUUCCGCAGAUCCCAGUGCUGAACUGUGCAGUGAGAAGUUCAUGUCCAGCCAGUGUUCCCAUCCACAGCAUCACAAGACUCUCUCUUCUCAUUCUUUUGCCAACAAGUCUAAACCUGCAGACAGGUCAACAGGCCCUGCUCAGAUGAACUUCGGUAACACAAGGCAGCAAAGCCCUGUACCCAGUGCUGUCUCUUCAAGCUCUCCAUCCAACAGUGUGAUUCUGGCCAGCUCAGCCAGCAGCUUUUCAGGCAGCGUUAAGGGGCUGGGCCCUGAUGUUCGACUCAAGGAGAGUAACGUGAGUCAGGUUCAGGGUACUGAGCACCGACCCCGCAAUACCCCAUUUAUGGGAAUCAUGGACAAGACUGCAAGGUUCCAGCAGCAAAAUAUGCAAUCCAGUCGCACUUGGCACGCUCAGGCAUCAGAUGGAUUAUCCACAAACGUUGCUCCUGGGGGCAUCCAGCCCUCAAACUUGGAGCAGUUCUCAGUGAAACACUACCCAACCAAAAUCCCCUCUCUGGCUGCUGCCCUGGGAGAUGGCAACCAGAGCAGUGUGCAAGCGAGAGACCACGAGGAACUCCCGUGCCCAGUCCCUCCCCACUGUCCAGACAAAUCCCCCAGCCAAGGUUCUCAUUCAUACCCCGAUGCUGCAGCCAAACCCCCGUCCCACAGCAGCCAGGACGGGCACCUCAGCCACACGGCAAAACCAAAGCGAUCCUUCAUUGAAUCAAAUGUAUAAAUCCUACUUUGGGUAGUUACUGGGUAAACCUGGCUCAGCACAGGGUGUGACUGCUCUCACAACACCCACUGGCUGGGCACAGCUGGCUCCGAGGGAACAGCCCGUGCUGGCCAGUCCUUACUGGGAUACAACCACUUCACACUGUUCCUACCAGCACAGGACAGUGACAGUAACUGGAAUAACAGACUUCUGUAGGAAGAGUCAAUUAGGGUUGUCCAACAACAGAGUAGGACCUCAAGCAGAGAAAUCCUUUCCAUUACAUUUUACCAUUAAAUAAGAGUUUCCUUUCAUGUAGGGCUUCAGUCUUGGCUUUUGGUUCUGUUGCAUCUCACACAUAAUACUUGUGCCUCUCCAGUGCUUAAGUGCUUACUUCUCACAGCAGUGUUAAGGAAGAUAAUCUGCUGCAGAAUACUCAGAUCUGUACAUGCAUGCAUUUUUUUAAAUCAAAGAUAGUAUUUUAUCACUUUUCUAGCGGGAUGUAAUUUGGGUGGCAUGAUGUACAUUUAGGAAGCAUAAAUAAUUUGUGUAUGAGUAAACUAUAAGCAGCCAUGUUUGCCAUGUAAAUAUAACUAUUUUUGGUAACUAGGAGAAAUCAAAUAAAAUAAAGAGUGACAUUUGCAUGUGUAUUAAGAAGCUUUGACCAUAUUGGUUAUUGCACUGAAGAACACAAUAUUAUGGCCUAUUAACAAUAAUUGCACUUUAUAUAGGUUAUCUAAUCACCUUUGGGUGCUAUCUUAAAGCAAAAUGAUUUAUUGUUUAUUUGUGAAAAGGUACAGCAGUUAAAUGCCUAGUGAGUGUUUUUAUGGGAAACCUAACAAAUGGAUGGAGUGAAGAUGAAAGUUUGAGGAAAAGUGUACGUGCAGUGGCAUGGCAGGAUGAAGCUGUGAAGUUUUUUUGGAGGAAAUAAGGUUUUAUAUUGGCAAGAACGUUGUGAAAAGGAACGGCUGCAGCGAGUGCAAUUCAGUUGGAGAGCUCAGCUUUACACCCUGCCCAUCGUGCUUGGUUACAGUGCUGUGUCCAGUGUAAGCACCUGUACCCAGCUCUACCAGUCCUUCUGGAGUUUGCAUCAUUAUGCUUUAGCUUAUUUAUUGUUUACCGGUUCUUUGAUAUUUUGUACAAUUCAUAUAUUAGUCUUGUCCUGUAGUUCUAUUUUUGCACAGCUACUGUAUUUUUUUCCAUACAAAAUAAACAUGCUUAAUAUA
Messenger RNA from Pseudopipra pipra, 9366 nucleotides. It is a transcript of the gene TANC1, whose product is annotated as tetratricopeptide repeat, ankyrin repeat and coiled-coil containing 1. Gene Ontology annotation, biological process: regulation of postsynapse organization. The transcript has 26 exons. Gene Ontology annotation, cellular component: glutamatergic synapse. The record is from RefSeq and is a predicted model, not a curated record. Bases 2681 to 8164 code for a protein of 1827 amino acids. Gene Ontology annotation, molecular function: protein binding. NCBI's taxonomy places the organism in Eukaryota, Metazoa, Chordata, Aves, Passeriformes, Pipridae.